Rotaria sp. Silwood2 is the source of this 659-nucleotide messenger RNA. The record is from the annotation of a GenBank genome assembly. Lineage: Eukaryota; Metazoa; Rotifera; Eurotatoria; Philodinida; Philodinidae.
AUGUAUUCUACAUCACAUUUUCCGAAAUUAAAGGUAUUUCGAACAAUAUGGGGUGCUGAAAAUCAAUUUUCCCCUGAUAUUAGUAUUUUAUUCAGUGAACUUCAUCGUCUUGGUUUUGAUGGCAUUGAAGCAUCACUGAAUGAAAUUCAUCGUUUAUCAAAAAAUAAUGAUGAAAUUUUUAUGGAAACAUUAUCAAAAAAUAAACUUGAAUUAAUUGCAAUUUGUUAUACAAAUUGGGCUGAUUUUGUACCUGGAACAUGGCAAAAUUUAACAGUUGAUGAGCAUUUAAAUAAUUUAAAAAGAGAAUUAGAACAACUUAUGAAAUAUAAUCCAAUUCAUAUUAAUAUUCAUGGAGGACAAGAUAAUUGGACAUUAGAACAACAAGAAGCAUUUUUUCAAGGAGCAUUAGAAUUACAAGGUAAAUAUCCAAAUGUAACAUCAUCACAUGAAACUCACCGUGGUCGUUCUUUAUUUAAUCCAACACUCACAUUACAUUUAAUUACUCAUUUUUUAAAUCUUCGUUUGACUGCUGAUUUUUCACAUUGGUUAGUUGUAUGUGAACGUCUUCUUAAUCAUCCAUCUGACAUAGAACGUAUGCGUCAAAUAGUAUCACGUGUUGAUCAUAUUCAUGCUCGAAUAGGUUCUGUUCAACAUGUUGA